GGAAGUUCUUGCCGGUGCUUCUGCUAAACGAAUGCUGGCUGAGUUGCUCAGUGAUAUCCCUUUCUGGCGCUGCUGGUGCUGUGAGCGCUGGUUGCUGCGGGAUUUGGGCUCGACUACACUCAGCAGUGAUCCAACUAUCCCCAGUCCUGUGCGGUCGGAGCCCCGCCUCCACUGAAGAACGGGACCAUGGAAGACAACCCAUUGGUAGUAUCUAAACAGAAGACAGAAGUGAUAUGUGGUGUGCCCACCGAGGUGGUCUGCACAGCCUUCAGCAGCCACAUCCUGGUUGUGGUGACCCAGUUCGGGAAGAUGGGAACGGUAGUCUCCUUGGAGCCCAGCAAUGUGGCCAAUGACAUCAGUAAGCCAGUGCUCACCACAAAAGUCCUCCUCGGGCAGGACGAGCCUCUCAUCCAUGUCUUUGCGAAGAACCUGGUAACAUUCGUGUCCCAAGAAGCAGGGAACAAAGCUGUCCUCCUGGCCAUGGCUGUGAAGGACAAGAGCGUGGAAGGGCUGAACGCCUUGAAGGAGGUGAUCCGGGUGUGCCAGGUGUGGUGACCUUCAGCCGGCAGUGCAAUACACCUGGACCUAGUAGGCGCUUGGCAGGGUCUUUGAGCCCAUCUCUCCAGUGCCAGGGCAGCCAGGCGGAGGCUCACUCUCUGGCUUUCAGCCUGGAAGCUGGAAUGGACACUCAAGCUCAGGGGAGUCUCCCAGUGUGGCUGCUGUGUUGUGCCUGGGGCACUGGGCACAGUUCUGGGCUGUAGCAGGGCCAGGAGCAUCCCCUUCAUGGAAAUCAGCGGCCAGUUCUUAGGGUUGGCACUCCCGGUGUGUGGCAGCACUUUCGGGAAGACUUUUUGUAUUGAAAAUAAAUCUAAAUACUUGCCUGGCCUUCUCAGUAA
Psammomys obesus (fat sand rat) is the source of this 896-nucleotide messenger RNA. RefSeq names its product proteasome assembly chaperone 3 (gene Psmg3). Gene Ontology annotation, biological process: proteasome assembly. Bases 187 to 555 code for a protein of 122 amino acids. The record is from RefSeq and is a predicted model, not a curated record. Lineage: Eukaryota; Metazoa; Chordata; Mammalia; Rodentia; Muridae. The transcript is spliced from 3 exons.